Molecule: messenger RNA, 1482 nt
Organism: Daldinia caldariorum
Lineage: Eukaryota; Fungi; Ascomycota; Sordariomycetes; Xylariales; Hypoxylaceae
Product: tryptophan synthase beta subunit-like PLP-dependent enzyme
Exons: 3
Coding region: 1-1143 (380 amino acids)
Biological process (GO): L-threonine catabolic process; L-serine catabolic process
Molecular function (GO): threonine deaminase activity; L-serine ammonia-lyase activity; pyridoxal phosphate binding
Source: RefSeq, a predicted model, not a curated record
AUGGUCUCCCGCGACCCCGAGCUUCAGAAGCUCUUCAUAGAGACACCAUGCAUCCGGUCCAGAACUCUCUCGCGGAUAGCAGGAUGCAACAUCUUCCUCAAGCUAGAGAACCUCCAGCCCUCCGGCUCGUUCAAGUCCCGCGGCGUCGGGACCAUGAUGCACCAGGCCAUGCGGGCGCGGCCCGGCCGCAGCGUGCACUUCUACUGCUCGUCGGGCGGCAACGCGGGCCUGGCCUGCGCGACCGCCGCCGCGACCCUCGGCCAGCCGUGCACCAUCGUCGUGCCGACGCUUACCACCCCGUUUAUGAUCGAGAAGAUAAAGCUCCUCGGAGCCCAAGUCCACCAAGUCGGCAGCAACUGGGCGCACGCGGACGCGCACCUGCGCGCGGCGCUCCUGGCGCGCGACCCGGGCGGGGUCUACGUGCCGCCCUUCGACCACCCGGACCUCUGGGCGGGCGCCAGCACCCUCGUCGACGAGCUGGCCGCGCAGCUCGCGGCCCUGGGCGUCGCCCGGCUCGAUGGCGUCGUGUGCAAUUGCGGCGGGGGAGGCCUGCUGAAUGGCGUUAUGGAUGGGGUGCGGAGGCAUUUUGGUGGUGGUGGUGGCGGUGGUGAAGGAGGAAAAGGGGAUAAAAGGGGAGAAGGGGAAGAAAGGGGAGAUGAGAGGGAAGAGGGGGGAAAUGAGGGGGGAGAGGGGAAGGAACCUCUCGUCCUGGCGGUCGAGACGAUCGGCGCGGAUAGCCUGCACCAGAGCGUCGCGGCGGGCGAGCUCGUCACGCUCCCGGCGAUCACCAGCAUCGCGACGAGCCUGGGCGCGCCGCGGGUAUCGGAGCGGACGUGGCGGUGGGCGCGGGAGGCGGCGGGACAACUGAAGAGCGCGGUGGUGACGGACGCGGAGGCCGCCGUGGCGAGCGUUAGGUUCGCGGACGACGAGAGGAUGCUGGUGGAGGCGGCGUGCGGGGCGACGAUCUCCACGGUGUAUAACGGGGAUCUGAGGAGGUAUAUAGGAGGAGGGGGGGAGAAAGGGAUUAGCGACGAGGAGUGGAGGGCGAAGAAUGUGGUUGUGGUGGUGUGCGGCGGGGCUAAUGUUAGCGCGGAGAUAUUGAGGGGGUAUGAGGAGAGGUAUGGGGGGGAGGUGAAGUGGUGAUAUAUUUUAUAAGGGGGUAGAUAGAGGGAUGGGUGGAUGGGUUGGUAUUAUAGUAUAGUAUAGUAUAAAAGGUAUAAGGACGAUGCGAGGAUAUAUAUACCUCUAGGUACUGUACAUACGAUAGAGUUGGGGAAUAUAUCUUCACGAUCGUAGGAGACCAAGUUGGGCUGCACAUAAGGCACUGAUAGACCUUUUCUAUAUCUACCUACCUACCUAGGUAAGGUAUCUACUCGAAUCUCUAUUAUAGCGUUAGCCAUCAUCACCACCAUCUAUUCCACCCCCAUCUUCAACCUCAACCUAUCAUAAACCAACUCCUCAUACCCCUCGCCCAUAACCCCC